This is a messenger RNA of Phodopus roborovskii (desert hamster), 1710 nucleotides long. It is a transcript of the gene Npffr1, whose product is annotated as neuropeptide FF receptor 1. The transcript is spliced from 5 exons. NCBI's taxonomy places the organism in Eukaryota, Metazoa, Chordata, Mammalia, Rodentia, Cricetidae. The coding region runs from base 1 to 1557 and encodes 518 amino acids. Gene Ontology annotation, molecular function: neuropeptide receptor activity; peptide binding. Gene Ontology annotation, cellular component: membrane. The record is from RefSeq and is a predicted model, not a curated record. Gene Ontology annotation, biological process: G protein-coupled receptor signaling pathway.
AUGGAGACGGUGCCGCGCCAGCCCCCUCCUUCCCUGAGACCCGGGAGGCGUGGGGCGUGCGGCAGAGUCCGGCGGACCGCAGCACUGCUGCGAGGGCGCUGCACCCCUGGACCCCAGGAAAUGAGCGCCACCUGCCCGCCCGCGAACGACCUGGUGAAGCGGAGACGAGGCCAACCCGCCCGCCCGAAGGUGCCUGCCUCCAUUGGAGAGUGUCCCAGAGCAGACAGUAUGGAGGGUCAUGACACUUGUGUUUCUUUGGUCCUAGGCGAGCGUGUCCAGCCUCCCAAUGUCAGCUGGCCCUUGAGUCAGAAUGGGAGUGAUGCUGAGGCUACUCUGGCUGCCAACCUCACCUUCUCCUCCUACUAUCAGCACUCCUCUCCAGUGGCAGCCAUGUUCAUAGUGGCCUAUGUGCUCAUCUUCCUCCUCUGCAUGGUGGGCAAUUCCCUGGUCUGUUUCAUUGUGCUCAAGAACCGACACAUGCGCACUGUUACCAACAUGUUCAUCCUCAACCUGGCUGUCAGCGAUCUGCUGGUGGGCAUUUUCUGCAUGCCCACUACCCUUGUAGACAACCUCAUCACUGGUUGGCCUUUUGACAAUGCCACAUGCAAGAUGAGCGGCUUGGUGCAGGGUAUGUCUGUGUCUGCAUCUGUUUUCACGCUGGUGGCCAUCGCUGUGGAAAGGUUCCGCUGCAUCGUUCACCCUUUCCGCGAGAAGCUCACUCUCCGGAAGGCGUUGCUCACUAUCGCAGUGAUCUGGGCGCUGGCGCUGCUCAUCAUGUGUCCCUCGGCGGUCACUCUGACCGUCACGCGCGAGGAACAUCACUUCAUGCUGGACGCUCGCAACCGCUCCUACCCGCUCUACUCAUGCUGGGAGGCUUGGCCGGAGAAGGGUAUGCGUAAGGUCUACACCGCAGUGCUCUUUGCGCACAUCUACCUGGCGCCACUGGCGCUCAUCGUCGUCAUGUACGCUCGCAUCGCGCGCAAGCUGUGCCAGGCCCCGGGUCCAGCGCGCGACACGGAGGAGACGGUGGCUGAGGGUGGCCGCGCAACGCGCCGCAGGGCCCGCGUGGUGCACAUGCUGGUCAUGGUAGCGCUCUUCUUCACGUUGUCCUGGCUGCCGCUCUGGGCACUGCUGCUGCUCAUCGACUACGGGCAGCUGAGCGAGCCGCAGCUGCACCUGCUGUCGGUCUACGCCUUCCCCCUGGCCCAUUGGCUGGCUUUCUUCCACAGUAGUGCCAACCCCAUCAUCUACGGAUACUUCAAUGAGAAUUUCCGUCGCGGCUUCCAGGCUGCCUUCCGUGCACAGCUCUGCCGGCCACCCUGGGGUGCCCACAAACAAGCCUACUCCGAGAGGCCCGGGCGCUUCCUUCGCAGGCGGGUGGUGGUGGACGUGCAGCCCAGCGACUCAGGCUUGCCAUCUGAGUCUGGCCCCAGCAGUGGGGCCCCAGGACCUGGCCGCCUGCCGUUGCGCAAUGGGCGUGUGGCCAACCAGGAUGGGCCUCAGGAAGGACCUGGCUGCAACCAUGUGCCCCUCACCAUCCCAGCCUGGAACAUCUGAGGUGGUCCAAAGAGGGCAGAUCCAGUGGGCCUAUGGCCGUGACCCUGAACCGUGAUGCCUGGUUGCAAGAGCAGUAUUAGAAGAGGGUAGCAAGAUGCAUCCUUGAUUCAAAAACAAAAAUAAAAAAUAAACAACAACAGAAAACGAGACUGG